Drosophila grimshawi is the source of this 1560-nucleotide messenger RNA. Its product is annotated as putative serine protease K12H4.7. The coding region runs from base 83 to 1252 and encodes 389 amino acids. Gene Ontology annotation, molecular function: dipeptidyl-peptidase activity; serine-type exopeptidase activity. Lineage: Eukaryota; Metazoa; Arthropoda; Insecta; Diptera; Drosophilidae. Gene Ontology annotation, biological process: proteolysis. The record is from RefSeq and is a predicted model, not a curated record. The transcript has 7 exons.
GCCUCAGGGACCAAUUUACAUAUUUGUAGGCGGCGAAUGGACGAUUACGCCGGGUCUGCUGAGCACGGGUCUUACACACGAUAUGGCCGUGGAAAAUGCGGGCAUUCUAUUCUAUACUGAGCAUCGAUACUACGGCCAAAGUUUGCCACAUAACCAUAAUAGCAUGUCUUUGGAGAAUCUUAAGCAUUUGAAUCUGCAUCAAGCCUUGGCAGAUCUUGCGUGCUUUAUCCGAUAUCAGAAGUCACACUCCGCCAAUCUAACACACUCCAAGGUAAUCCUAAUUGGUGGAUCCUACUCCGGCAGCAUGGUAGCUUGGAUGACGCAACUUUAUCCAGAACUUGUAACUGCAAGCUGGGCUUCCAGUGCUCCGUUGCUUGCCAAAGCUAAUUUUUACGAAUACAUGCAAUUCGUCGGAAACUCGAUUAACCUGACCUAUGGCCAUAAUUGUACACAACGUCUAGAGAAUGGAUUUAACCACUUGGUAAAGUUAUUCAACACGAAUAAAAUAAGUAAAUUACUUGAAAGACUGGAUGCAUGCGCGAGUUUUAAUGCAAGUGAUUUGCUGGAUCGCAUAUCCUUCUUCAAUGGCAUUGGCAAUUACUUUGCAUUGGUUGUGCAGAGUUACAGCGAAUAUAUUCCGGCACUUUGCAAUACGCUCAUGUCGCUGCACUCGAGCGAUGAGCUGGCCCUGGAACGUUUUCUGGAGCGGCUAUACUCGGGUGAUGACAAACGGCUCAGGGAAUUCCGCUGUCAGGAUUUCAGCUAUAAGGCAAUGUUGGAGGUGUUCAGCGAUGUUUCGGAUCGCAGCACAGGCACGCGCGCAUGGUUCUAUCAGACUUGCAACCAAUUUGGAUGGUACACCACCACCACCACUACCAACUGCAGCACCAGUGCAUCAUCCUGCAUGUCCUUUGGUAGUCAGGUGCCUGUGUGGUACUUUGAGCAGCUGUGUCGUGAUACAUUUGGACCAGGCCAGACACCGGCAGCGCUGGCCAUGGGCAUUGCAGAAAUGAAUGCCCAGUUCGGUGGGUUUGAAUUUAACCAAAGCGUGGUUUACCGAGAACUGUUCUUCACGCAUGGCGAAUUGGAUCCAUGGCGAGCAUUGGGGCAUCAACUUGGCAAUCAGGCUGUGAUUAUAGCCGGAUACUCGCAUGUGGAGGACCUGGCCAGCGUUAAUGUGCGGGACAGUGUGCAGAUGAAUCUGGUCAAGCUGCGCAUCAUGUCCUUUUUGCGGAGACACGUUGCAUCAUGAAAUGGCUUGAAGUGCUCUUAUCCAUUAUUAAAUAAACAACAAUUUCUUCACACGGAAAUUUCCCUUAGGCGUUGCUCACUGGCCCUGGGCAAACAAAGACAAAUUGAGUGACACUUGAACACAUACUCUCGGAUCUGACGGGUACUUCAAGCUACUCCUCCAAUUGGACGUCCUCACUGACAAAAUUCCGUAGCUGCCAAACAUUGACGCGCUAGCGCUGCUGCUGCCAGACGAGAAAACUUAUCAUUCUCCGGCAGUAGAAUCUGUUCCCGGACUGGCAUGACGUCAUGACGUGACGCCCCCUAGAU